Saccostrea cuccullata (small rock oyster) is the source of this 2040-nucleotide messenger RNA. RefSeq lists its product as uncharacterized. Gene Ontology annotation, molecular function: zinc ion binding. The transcript is spliced from 3 exons. NCBI's taxonomy places the organism in Eukaryota, Metazoa, Mollusca, Bivalvia, Ostreida, Ostreidae. The coding region runs from base 1 to 2040 and encodes 679 amino acids. The record is from RefSeq and is a predicted model, not a curated record.
AUGCCUGGUUCAGGUCGAAAAAACUAUGGCUGUUUCAACUGCCCAAGAAGAGUACGACAGAAGGACAGGCAUAGUAUAUCAUCCAAAAACAGAUCCAUCAUUGCCAAACUGACAGGGAGGACACCAUCUGAUAGUGAUUUUCUGUGCAACAAAUGUCGAUGCAUGUGCCAUUAUCAUGCAAAGCAGAGGAAAACCUCCAAGUUAGCCAGGGCACAGAUUCAAAACAGGCAAACACCAGAAUCUACAUCAGAAGUUAAGGCACCUCCAUUCAGUCCGCCAUCCGUCUUACUUCCUUUUCCCAGUACUUCAAGAGGACACGCUUCGUGCUGCAUCUGCAAGCGCCCUGGUCCAAAGUUAGUUGUGAUCCCAGUAGAAGUAAGACAUCAGCUCUUCAUUUCAAGGGAGAUCAUCAUCCCUUCUGGAGCUCGCUGCUGUCCAAACCACCUACAACAAAAGAUUGAAGAACUCAACCCUGUAACAGAAACCACCAUGUUUAACAAAACAGGGAUUACCAAACUUAUCAAGUUUUUGCGGAUGGAAGUUCUGAAAAAAGACAAAACUAGACUUGAUUUUGACAGCAGUGAGAGCCUUAAUACAACUGAGUAUCAAAAUCUGCUGGGAAUAACAAAAGCUGCCUUUGAGGACUUGCUUACAUAUGUUGAGGGGAAAAUAAAGUUAACUCCUGUCAGAACAGUGAGAACCAGCUUGGCCAUUUUCUUAAUGAAAUUAAAAGGCGGGGAAUCUAACAAAAUUCUAUCUACAUUGUUUAACAUUUCAAAAUCCAGCAUACACAGAGCAGUUACGUCAGUGAGGACAGCACUGAUGAAUGGAGGAUUUGUCCGAGAAAAUCUUGGAUUUGGACAUGUCACCAGAGAAGAGGUUAUUCAAGAACACACUCGACCUCUGGCACAAACUAUUCUUGGUGAUGCUGUGUCCCAACAGGCAAUACUUGUCCUUGAUGGAACUUAUAUUUACAUCAACAAAAGUGGAAAUUUUAGGUUCCAGAGACAAUCUUUCAGUCUCCACAAGGGAAGGCCGCUUGUGAAACCGAUGAUCAUUGUAUCAACAACCGGUUAUUUUGUUUCAGUGUUAGGCCCCUACAUUGCCAGGAACAAUGAUGCCACUAUAUUGAACCAAAUAAUGCACUGCAACAUUGAAGAUAUUAGAAAUUGGGUAAAGGAGGAGGAUAUAUUUGUGGUCGAUCGUAGGUUUAGGGAUUCUCUUGAUUACCUAGAAGAGAUCGGGAUCAAGGCCAAAAUGCCAUCAUUCCUAGCCAAAGGAGACAAACAAAUGUCAACAGAAAAUGCUAACACCAGUCGAUUGGUGACGAAGAUACGGUGGGUUGUGGAGUCAGCCAAUGCCAGAAUCAAGCAAUGGCAUUAUCUAGGGCACAUUCUACCCUCUAGCCAAAUACCUUACAUAGGAGACUUUGUCAGGAUUGUAUGUGCCAUUAGCAAUAAAUACCUUAAACCUCUGGCUUCUGGUGACACUGAGGAGGAUCAGGCUCUUGGUGCAAAGAUGGUUUUUUUAUCCAAGCAGGUGAAUACCCUUCAACAACAUGUAGAGGACAAUCAUCUUGACCGACGCUCUGUCUGUUGGAGUGAGAUCAACGAUCUGCCUGACUUCCCCCACCUGGACAAGGAUCAACUCAGAUCCCUCACUUGUGGAGUAUACCAGCUUCGUCUAUCCCCAUGCUAUGCGAAGGAGCAUCUUGACGGCGACUGCAGUAUCCAAGUACACAGAGAGGAGCCAGGCCUUCUACGUGUCAAACUACAAAGUAGACAUGUAUCAGCAAGAAGCUACUUGUUGUGGAUUCAGUUUGAUGCCGGUAACAUCAAGGCGUGGUACUGUAAGUGCAGGGCUGGGGCUCGUGUUGUGGGUAUGUGCUCACAUGUUGCUGCAAUCCUAUGGUACUUAGGAUAUGCUCGCCAUCACAAGGAUGAGAGACUGGGUGUGCGUGACUGGGGGGAGUUUGUCGAGGAUGCCACAUUGGUGGAUAUCUCUGAUAGUUCUAGUGACAGUGAUGAACCAGAGGAGUAA